Lasiosphaeria miniovina is the source of this 2136-nucleotide messenger RNA. Its product is annotated as S-adenosyl-L-methionine-dependent methyltransferase. The record is from RefSeq and is a predicted model, not a curated record. The transcript has 3 exons. Gene Ontology annotation, molecular function: protein-arginine omega-N symmetric methyltransferase activity. Gene Ontology annotation, cellular component: mitochondrion. Bases 316 to 1941 code for a protein of 541 amino acids. NCBI's taxonomy places the organism in Eukaryota, Fungi, Ascomycota, Sordariomycetes, Sordariales, Lasiosphaeriaceae.
GGCACUCUCUCACAGACUCACAACGCAAAAAAUGCCAAGGCUUAUCUGACACACCCAACGGCAUGGGUGCAAAGACCCCUGGCAAAGCCGCACAGCCCUUGAAGAAGAGCCCGCCCAGUGCCAAGCUCUCAUUACAUGGAGCUCGGGCCAUCUUCGAAAGCACUCUGUCCCACCUGGGGAUCAAUGGCUGCGGGUUGCACCAGCAAAGGUCACGCACAUGAUUUGCAGCUUCGGCCAGGCCCCAAACGCCGGUGACUGAUAGACCCCAACAGGUCAGGCGUCUCCUUGAAUCAUCGGGGGCAUUACCGGCGGAAAAUGGACUCUCCCGUUGUCACGCAGCUGUUCAGACAGCUGUUCCGCCAGCACCCGGCCUGCCAGAACCUGAACCUGAACCUGAACCAAUCCGCCAAGCACCUCGCCAGGCUCGCAACAUGCUCGUCCGCAGCUGCUCUGUCCCCCCAUCAUGUGCGCCGACGACAGCCAUGUUUUCACCACCACCAGCAGCGGCGCUCCCUCUGGACCCCCGGCAGCGGGUGGAAGCGCGGGUCGGGGCCGGCUAUUCAGAGGAACGAGAGUAACUGGCAGCAGCGCACCGCCCUGCUCCAGCGCGACAUGACCGACGAAUACAAACACUUCCCCAUGGUGACGGCAAAGGAGUUGCGCGGCCGGAGGGAGCGCCCACGCCGCGUCAAGAUGUUCAUGCGCGACUUUAUUGAAGAUAGCCUCUACAACCCGCACUACGGCUACUUCUCCCAGCAGGUCGUCAUCUUCUCCCCCGGCGAGCCGUUCGAGUUCCCGAACCUGCGCGACGAGAUGGAGUUCCACGAGCUGCUGUCGAAGCGGUACCGCGCGUUCGAGGACAGGCUGGACGAGGCGGCGCCGUCCGACACGCGGCAGCUGUGGUACACGCCGACGGAGCUGUUCCGCCCCUACUACGGCGAGGCCAUCGCCCGGUACCUGGUGGACAACUACAAGCUGACGACGUACCCGUACGACGAUCUCAUCAUCUACGAGAUGGGUGCCGGCCGCGGCACGCUGAUGCUCAACAUCCUCGACUACAUCCGCGACAUGGACCCCGACGUCUACGCGCGCACCCAGUACAAGAUCAUUGAGAUCAGCAGCAAGCUGGCCGGCGUGCAAGACUCGCAGCUCAAGCAGUCGGCCGCCCGCUGGCACUCGUCAUCACCGGUGGCCGCGGCGGCCGGCAACCGCGGCCACAUCGGCAAGGUCGAGAUCAUCAACCAGAGCAUCUUCGACUGGUCGCACGUGGUGCCGUCGCCGUGCUUCUUCCUGGCCUUUGAGGUGUUCGACAACUUCGCGCACGACGUGCUGCGCUACGACCUCGAGACGGAGGCGCCGCUGCAGGGCACGGUGCUGAUCGACGACUCGGGCGACUUCUUCGAGUUCUACGUGCCCGUGCUGGACCCCACCGUGGCGCACUUCCUCAAGGUGCGCCACCUCGCCACCUCCGGCCGCUACAAGUUGCCCUACCCGGCGAGCCGCCUAGGCCGCUGGUUCGCCGCCAACCGCCCCGGCGCCCCCAACCUCAGCAACCCCGAGUACGUCCCCACACGCCUGAUGCAGUUCUUCGAGGUCCUCGACAAGUACUUCCCCGCCCACCGCCUCGUCACGAGCGACUUCCACUCCCUGCCCAACGCCCUCCCAGGCCUGAACGCCCCCAUCGUGCAGACCCGGUACCAGCGCCGGCCAGUGCCCGUCACCACGCCCUUGGUACACCAGGGGUAUUUCGACAUCAUGUUCCCGACCGACUUCCACCGCGCCGAGGCCAUCUACCAGGCCAUAACGGGCAAGCUGACACGGGUGCUGUCGCACGAGGAGUUCAUGCGUCGGUGGGCCUACCUCGAGGAGACGGAGACACAGACGGGCGAGAACCCGCUGCUGAGUUGGUACAAGAACGCCAGCGUGCUGACGACUCUGUGAAGCCAAACCAAAGUAAAAGCAAAAAUCGAAAACUCUAUAUAGUGCGUAUAUAUAUAUUGCAGUUGUUAUUAUACUCUACAAACGGAGAAAGCGGUGUUCUGGCCGCCGAAUUCGGCUGGCGCAUGCUGCCAUUUUCGGUGGCCAGAACACCAAGCGCACAAGUCUCUUACAAGUAGCGUCGGUGUACCUGCGGCC